This is a messenger RNA of Gryllus bimaculatus (two-spotted cricket), 996 nucleotides long. Lineage: Eukaryota; Metazoa; Arthropoda; Insecta; Orthoptera; Gryllidae. The record is from the annotation of a GenBank genome assembly.
AUGGCUGUGCUUAUCGGGAGGGGCCUGGCGCCGACGCGCCGCGCCGCGCCGCGCCGGGCCGUGACCGGGCAGCGCUGCCAGGGGCGUGAAGCUACAGAUGGACCACGCAUGGCUCUCUGCGCGCCCGCUCUGCUCUUGGCGCUGCUCGAAUAUCGUGGUCGUGAUCAAUUUCCAAAAUCUCGACGUCUGCGCUUCGACACCAACUGGGCUAACGGCGUGAACUGGAGCGCGGGGCGACCGCCGGCGCCGGGGGAGGUGGCGGUGGUGGACGGGCCCGGGGACGCGCUCCUGGACCUGCCGGCGCGCGUGCGGGUGCGGUCGCUGGUGCUGGCGCGGGCGGGCGCGCUUCUGCUGCGGCGCGACGGAUCGCUCGCGCUGGUCGACCCCGGGCCUGGCCGCGGCGCGCCGGAUACAAACGGCGCCCAGAAUUGGCUCGACCCCGAGGCGUGGGAGCCGGCCGACAGGACGUUGGCGCCGGUGUGGGCGGCGGUGCCCCACGCGCUGCGCGUGCCGUGCCGCUGGGACUUCGUGCUGCUGCCGUUCAAAACCACGUUCGCGCUGCGCCUGCCGCCUCUGCCGCUGACCGUGGCGCUCGUCAUCCUCAACCCUCCGUGGGUCGACCCCUCCCUGCCCGAAGCCUACACUUCACAGGACUCCUUCCGGUUGCGGCAGUUCAUCUACGGGCUGUCGUGGCAGCGCCUGGUGGACGACGGCCGCUUCGUGCUGCCGCCGGCGGGCGCCGGGGAGGAGGUGGGCGCGGUGCGCACGCGUUGGGGCCAGUGCACCGAGCAGGCCGGCUGCGCGUGCGCCGCCCCCGCCACCCUCGCCGCCGCCGUGGAACAGCGCGUCUGCGCCCUCCAGCGGCCCCGCUGCGCCCGCGCGCCGCCGCCGCCCUGCGAGGCGCCCGUGCAGCCGCGCGGCCACUGCUGCCCCGUGUGCGGUUGUCUCAGAAUAAAUGUUACAUACUUCAAGGACAUUGUGAGGAAACGAAAAUGA